Molecule: messenger RNA, 824 nt
Organism: Euleptes europaea (tarantolino)
Lineage: Eukaryota; Metazoa; Chordata; Lepidosauria; Squamata; Sphaerodactylidae
Product: zinc finger protein 576-like
Exons: 2
Coding region: 1-741 (246 amino acids)
Biological process (GO): regulation of transcription by RNA polymerase II
Molecular function (GO): DNA-binding transcription factor activity; RNA polymerase II cis-regulatory region sequence-specific DNA binding
Source: RefSeq, a predicted model, not a curated record
AUGGCUGAACCUGCUACAAUUGACAAGCCACCAUUGGCUGAACAUCUUCAUACAAAGGUGCCAAGCCACGAUGGACCAAGUGAUCUACCAACCCGGGAGCAGCUGCCAACUUAUAAGCUAGAACCUGUCUGCAUAGAGGAAGAGGAAAGCCCAACAGCAGUGUUGCCAGUCUGCCCGAGCAAACGUAGCAAGGGCAAAGAAUCCUCCAGCAGUAGCACAGUCUACAGCUUGGGUGCAAACCAGUGCUUUCACUGCCUGAUCACAUUCCCAGAUGAGAAGUUCAAGGAACGGCACAUGAAGAGAGAACACCCAGAGGACUUCGUUCAGGCCAACUUGCGUGAUGCUCUCUUUGUCUGCUUUAUUUGCAACAAGGGCUUCGAGAGUUCACGUGCGCUCAUCUGCCACCAGCGUGGCCACGCGCCCACCCCGCCCUCUGACUGCACGGACUGCUUACGCCCUACAUUUGACUGCCCUGACUGUGGCCGGCGCUUUGGCCAAUUGGCCAACUACCAGCGUCACCGCCUGGGCCAUGCUGCUGGCCACAGCCUGCCACACCAGUGCCCAGACUGUGGCAAGAGCUUCCGUCAGCUUUCGAACCUGCGUCGGCACCAAGCCUUCCACCAGCAGACACAGGAGUUGCUCCCCUCCCAUCCCUAUUCCUGCAUGGAGUGCGGGGAGAGCUUUAAUCAAGAGGCAGGGCUUCACGAACACUACAUCCGCCACGCCCGGGGGGAGCUCUAGCAAGAUGUGUGGAUAUGUGCCUCAGUUUCCUGGGUCUGGAUGGAGGCAUGAAGACAAUCUGCAUUGCUGCUUGAAGAGCAAAA